UAUAAAGGGUGGCAGGUGAGGGCCAGGUACAGUCAAUCAACAGACGGUCAACAGCAAACAUGAACGCUAAGGUCUUCUUCAUGCUGGUGGGUGUGGCCGUGGCCCUCCCUGCCCCCGACAAGCCCGUCACCAGCUACGGCGUCCCCGCGGCCUCCCAUGAGUCCUCCUCCUUCGAGCACUUCUCCCCCGCCUCCGCCUCCUUCGAGCAUUCCGGCCAGGACUCUGACUCCUUCGAGCACUUUUCCGCAGCCUCCGCCUCCUUUGAACACUCCGGUCAGGACUCUGCAUCCUUCGAGAGCUACCGUCCCUCUUCCGCCUCCGACUCUGGCUCCGACUCCUACGAGUCCUACGAGUCCAGCGAGGCCAAGUACGAGUUCGAAUGGUCCGUAGAGGACGCCUCCACCGGCAAUGACUUCGACCACAAGGAGGCCCGUGACGGCGACUACACCCAGGGCGUGUACUCCGUGCAGCUUUCCGACGGUCGCAAGCAGACCGUCAACUACGUCGUUGAGGGCAACAAGGGCUACGUGGCCGACGUUCAGUACGAAGGCGAGGCUCGCUACCCCGACUCUUUCUCCCGCGAGUCCUACGAGUCCCGCUCCUACGAGUCCCGCUCCCACGAGUCCUUCGAGUCCUCCCACUCUGGCUCAGGCUCCGCUGAGUCCUUUGAGUCUGUGUACGCCCCUCCCCCAUCCACCUCUUACUCCGCCCCUGAUUCUAAUGAGUCCAAGUAAACUGUGACUGAGUCUCCCUGAGGCCACGCGCCUCGCGACUGGCGGCCUCUGGUUCCCUUCAUGCCUAAUCAAAAUAUGUGAAGUUUUCACGCUACUCUCAUCUCUUCCCGUUCUCUUUCCUUUGUUUAUUUAUGAGUGCACUAUUACUUAUGUAUUGCUAUUUAUUGCGAAAUAAACUCUAAGUGUUAUC
Portunus trituberculatus (swimming crab) is the source of this 924-nucleotide messenger RNA. RefSeq names its product pro-resilin-like. Gene Ontology annotation, cellular component: extracellular matrix. The record is from RefSeq and is a predicted model, not a curated record. The transcript is spliced from 3 exons. Bases 60 to 734 code for a protein of 224 amino acids. NCBI's taxonomy places the organism in Eukaryota, Metazoa, Arthropoda, Malacostraca, Decapoda, Portunidae.